UCGGAGUCAUCGUUUCUCAUCAAGCGCGGGGGAGAAGAAAGAAAACAGAGAGAUGCUCUGUUUCUCUCUUCUUCUUCUUCGUAUCACACACUCUCUUCAGAUCUGUAAACUCUAGAACUUAGCCGGACGACGAACAACACUCUCGCGAUGAACCUAAGAACCCACGCGUUCGCAGGCAACCCCUUGAGAUCCAAAACCCCAAAAUCCACCGACUCCUUCUCACCUUCCUCCGCUUUCAAAUCCCUAAAAGCCCUAAUCCCUUCAAUCCCCAAUCACCCCGCGCCUUCCCCCGAUUUCAAAGUCCUCCCCUUUAGCAAAGGCCGCCCGCUGGUGUUCUCCAGCGGCGGAGACGCUUCCGCGACGCCUCUCUGGCAUCUGGGAUGGGUCAGCUUAUCCGAUUGCAAGGCUCUGCUGAAUACUCGCGGGGUUGAUCUCGACGAGAACUCGCUCGUGUAUUUAGGACCCAAGGUGGAGGAAGACUUGGUGUGUUGGGCGGUUGACGUGUCGUCUCAAGAAGAGCACGGCGUCGUUUUGGAGUUAACGAGUAGGAAGCUCUGUUUCGUCGAGCUUCGGACCUUGAUGGUGGCUGCUGAUUGGGAGGAUCAACGCGCUAUGGAUGAGUUAGCUAUUGCGGGACAUGCGAGGGCGUUGCUUGAGUGGCACAAAGUCUCACGCUUUUGUGGAGCUUGUGGAGGUUCAACUGUUCCGAAGGAAGCUGGGAGAAGAAAGCAAUGCUCAAACGAGGCUUGCAAAAAACGGGUUUAUCCUCGGGUUGACCCGGUUGUUAUAAUGUUGGUUAUUGAUCGAGAGAAUGAUCGCGCGCUUUUGAGUAGGCAAGCGAGGUUUGUGCCGAGGAUGUGGAGUUGUUUAGCCGGGUUUAUUGAGCCAGGGGAGAGCUUAGAAGAGGCUGUGAGGCGAGAAACAUGGGAAGAGACGGGGAUUGAAGUAGGAGAAGUUGUCUAUCACAGCUCUCAGCCUUGGCCUGUUGGACCAAGUAGCAUGCCCUGCCAGUUGAUGCUUGGGUUCUUUGCUUUCGCCAAGACUCUUGACAUAAACGUAGACAAGGAAGAGUUAGAAGAUGCUCAAUGGCACAGUAGAGAAGAUGUGAAGAAAGCAGUGUCGUUUGCAGAGUACAGGAAGGCGCAAAGAACAGCGGCUUCAAAGAUAGAGCAGAUGUGUAAAGGUGUGGAGAGAAGCCAGAGUCUAUCAACUGAUUUCAAUGUGGAAAGUGGUGAGCUCGCUCCUAUGUUCAUCCCGGGUCCAACUGCCAUAGCUCAUCACCUGAUCUCAACGUGGGUGGAUCAGGGUUCUGGCAAUGUUCACUCAAAGCAACAACCUGGUGUUUCUCUCUCAAAUCUGUAGCUAGAAAGAAAGUUACAACAAUGAUGCUUUUAGAGAAAUCAAACUGUUGCUGUUGAUGCCUAUUUUGAAUUGCAGAGAGUACUGUUAACUAUGUUGGUUAAGAGUUUUAAUAUUAUCUUAAUUUCAUGUA
Brassica oleracea var. oleracea is the source of this 1492-nucleotide messenger RNA. Its product is annotated as nudix hydrolase 19, chloroplastic-like. Gene Ontology annotation, biological process: NAD+ catabolic process; NADP+ catabolic process. The record is from RefSeq and is a predicted model, not a curated record. The transcript has 5 exons. Gene Ontology annotation, molecular function: metal ion binding; NADH pyrophosphatase activity. The coding region runs from base 148 to 1362 and encodes 404 amino acids. Gene Ontology annotation, cellular component: cytosol. NCBI's taxonomy places the organism in Eukaryota, Viridiplantae, Streptophyta, Magnoliopsida, Brassicales, Brassicaceae.